CGUGGCAACUCUUACUCCUACCUGCAGUAUGGGAUUUUAAGAUCAAAGGAAUUAGACCUAGGGCAAAAACUGAGACAGCAGGGAGGCAUUGUAACAACUGGAAAGUUUUCCAAAUUGGUAAACUUGCAGUGUUCUUUCUGUACAGAAGUAAAAGAUCCCCUAUGACCCUAUGGAUAUCAGGAAGGAAAAGCGUCUCAACACGGCACUUCAGAUCAGCAAUUUCAAAAAGGCUUUGAAAAGAUUUGAAAAAUUGGUUGAACAAAUAGCAGCCCAGAAAAGAGAUGAAAGAGCAGGCUUAUUUAUCCAUAAAGAAGAUGCAAUUGGUUAUGACAAGUUUUAUGCAUCAGUACAGAAGCUCUUUGGUCCAGAUGUGCAGAAUCAAGAUGUGAAACGCUUUUACAGGAAACUGUGCAACAACACGGAUGCAUCUGCAGACUGGUGUGAGAUCUUUGGAUACUUCUCCUCUGAAGAAGAUCCUAUUGCUUCCCAGUUGGAUGAAGAAAAUUUGGUUUUCUUUGUGUCUAGAAAACGGCGAAUUUUAAUUUCAGGUAGUAGAAGACGAGAUGUGAUUAAGAGCAUUGUCAAGAUACCUCACCUGGAUUUACUAAUAACAGCUACUCAGAAAGGAUUAAUAACAGUUUUUAAUAACCAGAUGAGAGUUCAGACCAGCACCAAUGUUACAGACACCUCCUGGAUUACAGGGUGUGAUUACCUCUUGCAGCUAAAACGAAUCGUAGCCACAACCGAAAGGACCAUUAUUGUCUGGGAUUAUAAAGCUCAAGGGAGCAGCCAGGAAAAUUAUUUUGUCAUAAAGCCAAUGGAUCACUGCCUCCUGUGUGUGUGUGUGGUGCCUUUGUCUGACCAUCUCUGCCGAGAUGACAUCCUCUUGGGGGAUGAUGGGGGUUUUGUGAACAGAUUCACAGUCAACAGUGAUGACUUUGGAAUAAAGCAGGCAAAAUUCAAAAGAAAAUUACAAAAUCAGGUCUUAGACUCAAAGAACUUUAAAAGUGUUAAAAGGAAGCUACAUAAUGACUGGGUUAUGAAAAUUAGAUAUAUUUCGGCCCUAAAUUGUUUUGGAUCCUGCUCCUUAGACAGUAAUCAUUCAUUAGUUUUGGAAUCCUUGAAGAGACUCGAGGAUAAUUUGCCUGUCAGAGAGUUUUCCAUGCCAAGAGGAGCAAACACUUUUUGCUACUGUGUUAAAGCAAAUGUGAUUGUCACUGGAGGAGAUGAUAAAGUCAUCCGGUUGUGGCACCCCAAUAUCAGCACCAAGCCAGUGGGGAAACUUGUGGGACACAUGUUCAGUAUCACCGAGAUCGUAACCAGUGAAAAAGAUCAACAUGUUGUCAGCCUUUCCUCUGCAAAGGUUUUCAGGGUGUGGGAUAUACAAACUCUUUCACUAUUACAAGUCUUCCAUGACAGCCAGGGAGGACCAGGAGACAUGCAGAUUUACUCUAUGAUAUAUGAUGCCAAUCACGGCAUGCUUAUUACGGGAUCUAGUGUUAUGGACAUGUAUCCUUUGACUAGGAUGAUACAAGAUACAAAACAGGUUCCUCACACUCAUGAACGAGAAAUCAAUGUCAUGCUUUACAACAAAUAUUUUCACCAAGUACUCACUAUCUGCUCUGAAUCCAUAAUUAGGGUAUGGGAACUUGAGACUGGGCUCCAAGUAUACCAGAUUUUAGACCCUCAUGGUUUCAAUACUGAAGUGACUUCUGCAGCUGUCGAUGAAAGUGGAUUUCUUUUUGCCACAGGAGCAUAUAACGGAACAGUCAGGAUCUGGGACUUUGGCAGUGGACAGGAGAUGAAAGUGUUGCCGGAGGGGAAAGACUGGAAGGAGGACGAGCACUGCCUACGACGCCUCAUUUUCCUCAAGGCCCAAGAAGAACACCAGCACCUGGUCCUGGCCUUGGAGCGCAACGGGACUAUCAAAAUGAUCCAGGGUAAGGAAGAUGAUAUUUACCUCACGGUGAUCUGGGAGCUGCCUGAUGUUGUGCCUUUCCUACAAGAUGGGAAACAUGCUGUGCAUCUGAGAAUGUCUACUAGAGAUAGGAACAUGGCUAUUCCUUUCCCAGAUGUCCAGUUAAUAGUUGAGAGGAACUUUUCUCAACCUACUGAUAAUCCCGCCAUGGAUUUAUUACGAGUGAACUGCAUUGAUUUACUACAAGUAGAAGGAUAUAAUUUGAUAGCAGCUGGAACAUUAAAUGGUGUGAUCAUCUUAUGGAAUUUUGUGACAUCUACUGUCAAAAAAGUGUACCGACCUGAAGAUUGCUUCACUGUAAACCCUGACUUGGAUCCCAAGCACUUUAAAAUUAAUGACAUACUGUUCCUCUUUCGUACCCCUGAAUGUGCAAGGAGAUUAAGUCAGGAUUCCAUAUGUUCUUCGUCCCAGUGUGAAUCCAGCAAAGGUCCACGGAGCAGUAAGGGAAGCAAGCAAAGCAUACAUGACAGUGAGGUUAAAGGUGAACAAACAGAUGUCACGGUGGGAGAGCAACAGCCAGUGGACAAAAAACACCCUGAAAAUGCCAAUUUACCAAAAGCCCAGCCACCUAUCCUUGUCACUGCUCAUGAGGAUGGACACCUCCGCUUGUGGACUCUGGAGGGAAGACUACUGAAAGAUAUGCUACCUUUCACAAAACAUUCUGCCAUUUCUCUGACAUCGCUGUAUACUGAUUCAUGUACGAGGAUACUACUGGCUGGAAAUGUGGAAGGACAUGUUAUCCUUUGCAAUAUUAGCUCUUUCCUGGAUCCACCUCAUGAUGAAAAGAAAUUCAAGCAGCUGCUUUCCUGGCGUGCUCAUUCUUUGGAAAUUAUUCAAGUAAUCUAUGUAGAAGAAAAACAAGUGGUACUUACUGCCUCCAUCGAUGGCUCAGUAAGGCUCUGGCAUGCCCUCAAUGGACAUUAUUGUGGAUAUUUUGGACAGCGAAGGCUCUUUGAAUUAUCACAGACAAGUGAUAUCAUUUUGCCUUGUGAUGUUACUGAAUAUCCCAUAGAAAUAAAAGAAGAAAGCAAGUUCACAGAGAAGCAAAAAUAUGAAUAUCCUCUGAUAUUUGACCAGGAAAAAUGGAGAAAAAUGAGCUCAAUGUCUUUACUUUUCAAACGCACACCUCCCAAGGCCUUUGAAGUGGAACAGGAUUUCAAGUUUUUCCAGUCUCUUUCUUUUCCUAAGAUUCGAAGAUAUCCCUCAGAAGGUUUUGUGACUGAAAACAGAGAGGCAGGGAUUGUUUUUGGCUCUCUGCCUAUAUACAGGAUAUCAAGCCCCACUAGUCUAAGAUUUCUUCCACUGAUUGGCGUAGAAGCCCAAAAAGACUCUUCAGAUGGCAUUACAGGAAAGAAGAAGGGAGGUCAUGUUCAACGUGAAAAAGCACCACGAAGAAGAAGUUUGAAAAAAAAUUUAGUCCCACAAAUAAAUCUGGCUUCUUCCUUCUUCCCAGCUAUACCCAAGUAAGGAGAAAAAAUCAGAAAUGACUGCUGCACAUAAAAUGGCAACGUUUGGAUGAUACCUGCUCUUUAUUUCAGGAUGAGAGGGAGAAACCACCAGACACUAUCAGUCACCUCUGGUGUCAGGCCAUUCUAUUGAUGGGAAAGAUUGCUUAGGGAGUUCUGGUGAUCUCAACUCUGAAUACCAAGCAAGCAGCAAGCAGCCAGAAGUUUAGACGAUGUUUCUUAUUUACUAUCAGCAAACUGACACAUAAGAAAACAAAUGAAAUCAACAGCAUUAGUAGGUCUAAAAUAAUAUGGUUAUCAAUGUUUAGCUUUCCACUUCCUCCCAUUGGUCACCUUACUCCACAGCCAGAAUGAUUGUCAGAACAUGUGCAGUAAAAGGCACUUUCAAGUCAUGCUAUGUGUUGUACAAAGAGAAUUAUUAAAAAGAAAAAUGUACCAGUCCAAUCUCUAGAUGUUUGUCUUCUUCAUUCAGAGAAAUAUUAUCUGGAAGAAAAUGUCCUGAGUUUCUUAAAGUCAGAAAUUA
Messenger RNA from Symphalangus syndactylus (siamang), 3967 nucleotides. RefSeq names its product WD repeat domain 64 (gene WDR64). Gene Ontology annotation, molecular function: protein binding. The record is from RefSeq and is a predicted model, not a curated record. NCBI's taxonomy places the organism in Eukaryota, Metazoa, Chordata, Mammalia, Primates, Hylobatidae.